Closterium sp. Yama58-4 is the source of this 1299-nucleotide messenger RNA. The record is from the annotation of a GenBank genome assembly. NCBI's taxonomy places the organism in Eukaryota, Viridiplantae, Streptophyta, Zygnematophyceae, Desmidiales, Closteriaceae.
AUGUCGUGCUGUAACAAGGUAACUACCGCUACUGUAGCGAAGCCGACGUCGUGCUGCGGGCCCAAAGCUUCCUCCGCUUCGUCGGAAGCAAAGCCGGCGACUUCAUCAUGCUGCGGACCUAAGACUGUUCCCGCUCCGGCUGAGCCUACUAAGAGCAGCUGCUGCGGCCCUAAAUCCGCCUCGUCUCCCGCCGCUGCGACCGGCGGCGCGGGGAGCGACGUGACGCAUGCUGACGUGAGCGAGUAUUACGGGAAGACGGUGCAGCAACAGACGGAUCUGCAGACGUCAGCGUGCCUGGUGAAGGGAGGCCUGGGAGCGGACAUUCGCCGCCUGCUCAGCAACGUCCACGAUGAGAUCUUGUCGAAAUUCUACGGCUGUGGCUCGCCCAUCCCUCCUCUGCUCAAGGGCUGCACGGUGCUGGAUUUGGGGUGCGGAACAGGGAGGGACGUCUACGUGGCAGCGCAGCUGGUGGGGCCCACAGGCCAGGUCAUCGGCAUCGACAUGACAGACGAGCAGCUGGCAGUGGCGCGCAGGCACGAGGAGUACCACCGGGAGAAGUUCGGUUUCGACAAGUCCAACGUGUCGUUCAGGAAGGGGUUUAUAGAGGAUCUCAGGGCUGCUAAUGUCGAGGACAGCUCCGUCGACGUGGUGGUGUCAAACUGUGUCAUCAACCUCGCCCCCAGCAAGGUGCCUGUGAUCGCUGAGAUCGCCCGCGUGCUUAAGACGGGCGGCGAGCUCUACUUCUCGGACGUCUUUGCCGACCGCAGGAUCCCAAAGCACCUGCAACAGGACAAGGUUCUGUUCGGCGAGUGCCUCAGUGGGGCUCUCUAUUUGGAGGAUUUCCGCCGCCUCAUGGCCUCUGUGGGUCUGGGUGGGUGGGGAGUGGUGGAGGCUCGAGAGCUAGACGUGGAAAAUCCAGACAUUGCCGCACGGGUCGGCCCGAUUCGAUUCUACAGCUUGACCGUCCGGGCGGUGAAGCUGCCCUCAGGGGCGGGUGACGGGGAAGGCGAGGACCUGCCCGAGAAUUACGGGCAGACGGCGACGUAUUCCGGGUCUAUUCCGGGACAAGCGGGGGAAUUUUCUCUGGACGAUGUGAGAAUUUUCCAGACGGGUGUGCCGACACCUGUGGAUGCUACAACUGCUGCCAUGCUGACUGUGUCGCGCUACAGCAGUGCAUUUACUGUUACUGAGAAGGGGGCUCACCAGGGUCCCUUCACUGCCUGGGCAAGGUUUCCAGCUUCGGUGGCUGGUGCCUGGUGGUCUGCAUCUGUAGAGAAGGCCAAAUCUGGGUGUUGUUAA